Messenger RNA from Vigna umbellata (rice bean), 1867 nucleotides. Its product is annotated as Tetratricopeptide repeat (TPR)-like superfamily protein. Lineage: Eukaryota; Viridiplantae; Streptophyta; Magnoliopsida; Fabales; Fabaceae. Gene Ontology annotation, molecular function: mRNA binding; protein binding. The record is from RefSeq and is a predicted model, not a curated record.
UUUCAAGUCAUAACUUGGUCUUUGGGAGCCGAAUUUUGAUCUGAUCUCAAUUUUAUCAAAAUACUAGCUUAAGGCAACGACCUUUCCAACGCCGUCGUCCGAAGCGUCUCCUCCUCCUUCCCUCCCUCCCAGCCAACCGCCGCUGCAAAACCCCCGUCGUUGUCGACGCCGACGAGGUUAUGUUUUGAUAUCCGAAAUCUGGGCAGAGUUGAUUGCCAUUUAGAUUGUAACAUAUAGACAAAUAGCGAGAAUAGUUUUAGACUCAUUUGGGUUUGUGUCCCGAUUCCAUGAGCAUAAGAUGGCCAAGACGGUUGACACCAACCUAUCUCUCUCAGAUUAUAAGAACCCAGAAAAACCCAAUAAAGGCUCUUCACAUUUUCAAUGAAGCCAAAUCCAGGUACCCCAAUUACUGCCACAAUGGUCCUGUUUAUGCCACCAUGAUCAACAUCCUUGGAACAUCAGGGAGGCUGACUGAGAUGAGGGAUGUGAUUGAGCAGAUGAGAGAGGAUUCAUGUGAAUGCAAGGAUUCUGUUUUUGUGUCUGUUAUUAAGACAUAUGCCAAUGCUGGCCAGGUAGAUGAAGCAAUGUCUCUGUACAAAACAAUUCCUCAGUUUAACUGUGUUAAUUGGACAGAAUCCUUCAACACCAUUUUGCAGAUAAUGGUGAAUGAGAACCGGCUUGAAAUUGCCCACCAUCUCUUUGUUGAGAGCUCUUGUGGUUGGGAAGUGAGGUCUCGGGUUCGAGCAUUGAACUUGCUUAUGUAUGCUCUUUGCCAGAAGAGUCGCUCUGAUUUGGCACUGCAGUUAUUCCAAGAGAUGGAUUAUCAAAGUUGCUACCCUAAUAGGGACAGCUAUGCAAUUUUGAUGAAGGGAUUGUGCCAAGACAGGAGGUUACAUGAGGCCACCCAUUUGUUGUAUUCAAUGUUUUGGAGGAUCUCACAGAAAGGUAAUGGUGAGGAUAUUGUAGUCUAUAGAACUCUUUUGGAUGCUUUAUGUGAUGCUGGAAAACUUGAAGAAGCUGUGGAAAUUCUAGGUAAAAUUUUGAGGAAAGGACUGAAGGCUCCGAAGCGAUGUUAUAACCAUCCUGAUCUUGGCCAGUUCUUGGAUGGCAAACAUAUAGAAAGUGCUAAACAUGUGAUUCAUGAAGCUUUAAUCAAAGGCUCAAUUCCUAGUUUGGCUAGUUAUAAUGCCAUGUCUGUUGAUCUGUACACCGAAGGUAAGAUAGAUGAGGCUGAUAAGGUCAUCAUGGAAAUGCAAGACAGAGGCUUUAGACCAACACAUUCUAUCUUUGAGGCAAAAGUAGCUGCAUUGUGCAAGGUUAGUAAGGUGAACGAAGCAAUCAAGGUAAUUGAGGAAGACAUGGUGAAAGUUAAUUGUCUACCAACUGCUAGAGUGUACAACAUUCUCUUGAAAAGCCUAUACAAUGUUGGAAAUUCUAUGACUGUACUCGAGAGCUUGAACAAGAUGUCGAACAAGGUAGGUAGUGCAGGUGACAGAGAUACUUACGGCAUGUUGCUGGAAAUGCUUUGUGGUGAGAAAAGGUAUGUGGAGGCAAGCCAACUUCUGGAGAAAAUGUCAAUUAAGUCAUACUGGCCCAGUACCAACAGUUACAAUUCUGUCAUUAAGGGUCUUUGCUCCUUAGGUAGGCAAUAUGAAGCAGUUAUGUGGUUAGAGGACAUGAUGAGCCAGGGAAAGCUUCCUGAAACUUCUGUCUGGAAUUCAUUGGCAUCUUUAUUUUGUAACUCAGAAAAGAUUAAAGUGUCUUCUCAGACAUUUAGUCGCCUGAGUGGGUUGUGAAAUUGUGAUUAAUAGAAUCAUGUACCACCAAUCUUUUUUUUUAAUUUAAAUGCUUCUUUAAUAGCUUCAAA